UUCCCUGACCAGUCGAAAUGUGCAUGCACUAUCCAUAACAGGAUAGAGAGAGAAACCUAAGCAAGCUCAGUUGCUUCUUCUCUUCUAACAUGGCGGUUUCAUCACUCUCUCUCAACUUCGCCUCUAAACCAUUCACAUACAACUUAGGAGUGCGCGGUUGGAUUAGCCCGGCAGAAUGUGCCGCAGUUUCGAUCACGAAGUGCUCGAAGAUCGCUGCUCUCGACGAAGAAACUCAGUGUGCUGUUUCUGGAAACUGCAAAAGGAGAGCACUUAUACUUGGUAUGGGAGCCCUCACAUUGAAUCCGCUACGACCAAACCUUCUUCUAGCAGAAGAAAUACCAGCAAAGUAUGAUAUAUUUGUCGAUAAAGUUGAUGGAUAUUCGUAUUACUAUCCCUCAGAUUGGAGAGAUUUUGACUUCUUAGGUCAUGAUUCGGCAUUCAAAGACAGAUCCCUACAACUGCAAAACGUGAGAUUGAGUUUCAUUCCAACGAAUAAGACUGAUGUCCGCGAUCUAGGACCAAUGGACGAGGUUGUUUUCCAUCUUAUAAACGACGUAUACUCAGCACCAAAUCAAGUUGCAGAUUUAUUGGACAUGCAAGAGAAAAAUAUCGAUGGUAGAAACUACUGGACAUUUGAAUACGUACUGACGUCCCCAAAUUUUUCAAGAGCAGCUUUUGCAACAAUCGCCAUUGGAAAUGGGAGAUACUACACGUUGAUAGUCGGAGCGAAUCAGAGGCGGUGGAGAAGAUAUAGGAACAUGCUUAAAGUGGUGGCCGACUCUUUCAAAGUGAUGGAGAUCUAAAUUGCUCUAUUGAUCACAAUCUCUCAUAUGGAGUUGUUGUAUUACUAUUAGUCAGUUGUAUAUGGUGAUAUUCUUUGAUGCAACAUGUUAAAUCUUGUAUACCAAAUAAACUACUCAAGGUACAUUUUCAGUAUAUAUACUUCACUUUCGUUGCA
Molecule: messenger RNA, 958 nt
Organism: Salvia miltiorrhiza (redroot sage)
Lineage: Eukaryota; Viridiplantae; Streptophyta; Magnoliopsida; Lamiales; Lamiaceae
Product: photosynthetic NDH subunit of lumenal location 1, chloroplastic
Exons: 8
Coding region: 90-803 (237 amino acids)
Biological process (GO): photosynthesis
Cellular component (GO): photosystem II oxygen evolving complex; extrinsic component of membrane; photosystem II
Molecular function (GO): calcium ion binding
Source: RefSeq, a predicted model, not a curated record